Ustilago hordei is the source of this 1473-nucleotide messenger RNA. RefSeq lists its product as uncharacterized. Gene Ontology annotation, biological process: NADP+ catabolic process; NAD+ catabolic process. The record is from RefSeq and is a predicted model, not a curated record. Bases 1 to 1473 code for a protein of 490 amino acids. Lineage: Eukaryota; Fungi; Basidiomycota; Ustilaginomycetes; Ustilaginales; Ustilaginaceae. Gene Ontology annotation, cellular component: cytosol. Gene Ontology annotation, molecular function: NADH pyrophosphatase activity. The transcript has a single exon.
AUGUCCUCGACGGUGCCUCCCUCCUCCGGAACAUUCCCCUCGUUUAGCACGGUCAAUUUCUACGCUGGCUCAAAACUGAACCGACUUUCAUGGCUACGAACUUCAGCUUGGUUCCUCAACUCUACCAUUGCUUCUCCCUCAACCCGAUUUGUUGUGUUGAAGAACAACAAUCCGCUAUCGCAUGCUUCUGGUCCGGAUGAGGGCAUGCUUGCUACUCUUUCGUGGGAUCAAGUUAAACCGUACAUCCUUGAAAAUGUGAAGCUGUCUGGAGGAGUUGAAACUAGUGCUGAGGAUGUUUUGGUUUUCGGACCCCAGGCUUAUGGUUUGACCAACAGUGGCGGAGAUAAUGCUGAAAAAGAGUUUUCUAGAGCGACGGAUGGAGUGGCACCUUCUCGUCUUGCUCUCGUGUUUUUGGGAAUUGACGAGAGCGGGCUAAAAGAAAUAAGUCUGCCAGGAGAAGUGGCAAAGGAUGCUACUCAAAGUAGCGAUGCAGGAAACGACAAUGCUCCACCGGCUGGAACUGCUUACUUUGCUCUAUCUCUCACCUAUCGACCCUGCUGGCUUUCUAAAAACGAAAUAGCACCCAUGCAGCCGCUUCUCAAGAAGCUCGAAAGCGAUGAGAAAUAUGACUUUAUCGAUCUGCGCGCAUCCUCGCGAGCUGCAACUUGGCCAGCCUCAGAUGCAGCCAUCGUAGCGCAAUCCAAAUCUCUGCUCGACUGGAAUGAACGUCACACUUACUGUCCUGCUUGUUCGCGACAACAAUACUCUCUCUGCGCAGGCUACAAACGUGGUUGCACUUCUUCCCUUUCCAUCUGCAACCGGGUGGAUUUCACCAUUAACCUGCUCGGCGAUACACCCUGCUUGGAUCAAGAGGGCUUAGGCACUUGCCCGAGUACGAAAGUGUUGUCUAACUUCCACUAUCCGCGUACAGACCCAGUUAUAAUCAUGGCCAUCAUCUCUGCCGAUGGAGAAAAAGUGUUGUUGGCCAGACAAAAAAAAUGGCCUUCCGGAUUCUACUCGUGCUUAGCUGGAUUCUGCGAACCAGGGGAAAGCUUUGAAGAGGCUGUGAGGAGAGAAGUGUUGGAGGAAUCAGGAAUUCAAGUGGACCAGGUGAUCUAUCACAGCUCACAACCUUGGCCUUAUCCAACCAACCUAAUGGCAGGAUUCUAUGGCAUUGCAAAAAGCGAUGACGAGAAGAGUAUCAGAUUGGAUCUGGAUAAUGAAUUGCAAGAUGCGAGGUUUUAUACUAGAAAGCAAAUUUUGGAUGUAUUGCAAACUAAACAGAGAAGUCACUUUAGCAAACAGGAAUUGCAAAACAUCGACAAUCAAGACGACCUCACAGCAGAAAAGGACCAGAAGAACAGGCGGGUAAGUAUCAGAUUGCCUCCUCAAACCGCAAUUGCUAGGGUCCUGAUCGAAGCUUGGGCCAACGGUCAGGCUGUUCUACCCGGACAGAUGAAUGCUAGGAUCUGA